Molecule: messenger RNA, 631 nt
Organism: Eruca vesicaria subsp. sativa (arugula)
Lineage: Eukaryota; Viridiplantae; Streptophyta; Magnoliopsida; Brassicales; Brassicaceae
Source: the annotation of a GenBank genome assembly
AUCACAUCUAACAUUCUCUCACUCUCACAAACCAAACACAUACAGAGUAAAGUAACUAUGAAGCUAAUGAACAAACAGAGUUCGAAGAGACUUCAGUUUCAGACAUGGGGAAAGCGGAUAGGAAGCUCAACAACGGAGUCAGUAACGCUUGGAAACUCAGAGGAAAGAACUAAAAUAAUGGCGUUUGCGUUCUCGUGUUGUGGGAAACCUCUUCGCGUUCUGGUGAAGCAGCUUGUUUUGAGGUUGAAAUCGCGUUUGAGAUUGUCGCGGAAGAGUUAUAAUAAUAAUAAUAACAAUAUUCAGUAUAGCUAUGAUCUCCGGAGCUAUCAUCUGAACUUCGACGACGGUUGGACUGGUCGAUGGUGAUAUUAAUCAAACAAACGAAAUUGAGUAAAAUAUAAGGAGCCUUUACUUUUCAUAUUUGUGUAUAUACUUUAAAGUCUCGAUCUAGUAUGUAUUUGUGUUAUCUUGCUUUCAAGAUUGCAAGGUCUGUUAAUGUUUCUUCAUAUGCUUUGUAAUUUGUAUAGUUGUUUAAUCCAAAAUGCAUUUUCUUUUUGAUCCAAAUACAUGUCAAAUAUAGAAACAGAUUAAUAUGCUAAUCCUUAGGAGAUUAAAGAAAGUUUAAACAACA